Molecule: messenger RNA, 315 nt
Organism: Paracoccidioides brasiliensis Pb18
Exons: 3
Coding region: 1-315 (104 amino acids)
Biological process (GO): mitochondrial respiratory chain complex I assembly
Source: RefSeq, a predicted model, not a curated record
AUGGCAUCAGGCUAUGGCCUUAAUGGCGGCCCGUCGCGCUGCUUUCCUUUCUGGCAAGAACUCCUAGGUUGCUACGUGGUUAAUGCGGGGGAUGGUGAGGCCGGAAAGAAGAAAUGUGUCCCAGCAUUGGAAGACUACUACGAGUGUUUGCAUCAUAGAAAGGAGAUUGCGCGAAUGCGGGCGAUGCAACAGGCAUACCGAAAGGCGGAAGCGUCACAUCCUAGAGAGAAUGCGCCAAAGGCGGAACAAAUCAGUUCGUUAGGAUUACUGGGCAAGGAUGAAGAAUCCAAGGCGAUACUGGCGGCGACCCGAUGA